Sclerotinia borealis F-4128 is the source of this 900-nucleotide messenger RNA. Lineage: Eukaryota; Fungi; Ascomycota; Leotiomycetes; Helotiales; Sclerotiniaceae. The record is from the annotation of a GenBank genome assembly.
AUGACUUCCAAUAAGGGUCACUUCGAACAGGGAUUUCAACCACCCGUAUCCCAUCAAUCUUCCGCACCAGGUAAACAAACCGAGUUACCUAAAGAAGCCAUCAACGAUCAACUCCCCACCGACGAUGACGGCUAUCAACCAUACCUCGCAGCCGGCAAACUUAAGGGCAAGAAAGCCUUGAUCACCGGUGGUGAUAGUGGAAUUGGUCGUGCAGUCGCCAUUCUAUAUGCAAUGGAAGGAGCCGAAAGUUCCAUCGUCUACCUACCCGAAGAAGAAAAAGAUGCGCAAGAAACCAAGAAAUUGGUAGAAGCCAAGGGUGGAAAAGUACAUUUGUUCUCGGCGGAUCUGAAGAGUUCUCAGGCGUGUAAGAAUAUUGCUGAGAAAGCCAAGGAGGCGAUGGGAAGAAUUAAUAUUUUGGUUCUGAACCAUGGGACGCAGAUGAUGGUGGAGACUAUUGCUGAUUUGUCUGAAGAGCAAUGGGUUAAUACCUUCAAUGUGAACAUUCAUCCUUUCUUCUUCCUGUCCAAAUAUAUCCUCCCACAAAUGUCACGCGGAGACACAAUCAUCACAUGUGCCUCCGUAAACCCUUACGUUGGUCGUCCUGAUCUCCUCGACUACACCUCAACCAAAGGCGCCAUCGUCGCCUUCACCCGCGCCCUCUCCAACCAACAAAUCGCCAACGGCAUCCGCGUAAACUGCGUUUGUCCAGGACCCAUCUGGACCCCCCUUAUCCCAGCAACCAUGAACGAGAAAGCUCAAAAGGAAUUCACAAGUCCGAUGGGUCGACCGGGUCAACCAUCAGAAUGCGCUACAUGUUUUGUGUUUUUGGCGGGGCCCGAUAGUAGUUUUAUUAGUGGACAGAGUUUGCAUCCUAAUGGAGGGGUGCAGGUUGGUUCUUAG